CUUAAACAGGUGCAUCAGGGAAGAUGGUUAACACUUUUAAAACACCGUUCACCAUUUCAGCAGCUGGUUAUUGGAUUGAACUCCCGUUUAUUUGAUUAACUACAGAAGAAAAAUCUACAGAAAGUACAAGUAUGAGGGACAGACUGAGGCACCUACAUCAGGUUCAGACUGACUCUGAAGGUUUCAGUACAGUGGAGCUGGAGAACUUUGAGCAAGCAGCAGCAGCAUCGGCAUCAGAUUCUGACCAGGACCUGGACGGCGUCCUGCAGGAGGCCCAGCAGAUCCGUCUGGAGAUCCAGCAGAUCCAGAACGACAUCAGCGAGUUAAAGGAUGUGAACUACCAGGCUUUGAACAAGACCUCCUUCCCUGCUGCAACAAAACGGGACGCCAAUGUGAUCGGAGCGGACAUAAAACACAGAGGAGAAGCUGUUCUGCAUCGGCUGCACAUGAUGAAUGAUCUUCAGGGACGACUGGAGGCUCAGCGUGGAAGUUCUCAUCCUACAGCAAGAGUCGCUCGGACGCAGUACCACUGCCUCAGCAACGCUCUGAGGGAGGUGAUGUUCAGCUACAACGACACUGAGAUGAACCACCGGGAGGCCUGUAAGCGGCAGAUCCACAGGCAGAUGGAGGUGGUGGGCAGGGAGGUGAGCGAGGAGGACCUGGAGGAGAUGAUGGAGGACGGAGAACUGACUGUGUUCAGCGUCCAGCUGCAGGGGAAAACCACCCACUCGGCCUUCCGGCAGAUCGAGAGCCGCCACCAGGAGCUGCGGGAGCUGGAGAAGAGGAUCGAGGGGAUCCAGGAGCUGUUCCUGGACGUGGCCGUGCUGGUAGAGGAGCAGGGGGUGGCCGUGGAGAACAUCCAGAAGAACGUCCAAAGUGCUGAAGUGAGCCUUCAGGAAGGCAUCGGCAAACUGGAAAGAGCCGCUGCAUCUGAUAAAAACAACCCCUUCAAGAAGCUGUUCUGUGGCUGCUUUCCUUGUUAUUACCAAUAGAUCUAAUGAUCCUAUAAUGAUUGUAAAAAUAUUAUAAGACUGUAUUUAAUGGCACUUUUUUUCACUGAAUGAGGACAAACCCAUAGAUGUGCGACACCAUGACCACAUAUCUGUUUAUUGGAAGGUUUUAUGUGAAUAAAGAAAGAACAAACUUGCAUGUCAUGUGAGUUACUAACAAACAACAAAAAUGAAGCUUAAUGCAAUAAAUCAUUUAAAAUAACAGCACAGUAGCAAACUGUUGCAUAGUUUUGUAGAAAAUCAAGAACACCAGGCAUGACAUUGCAUGUUGAUUUCAGACUUCCAAAACAAACUGUGUCAACUGAUUUUUCCAGCUUGAAAAUUAAUCUUUUGAAUCUUUGAGUUGACAUGUAUGACAAAUACUGAACAUCCUGACCGUGACUCUGGUGGCAUUACAUAAAAAAAACAUGAUCGACUGCAUUAACUAGCAUUCAAAGAAAUACAGACAAUAUUAAAUCUUCCUAAUG
Amphiprion ocellaris (clown anemonefish) is the source of this 1477-nucleotide messenger RNA. Its product is annotated as syntaxin-11-like. Gene Ontology annotation, biological process: intracellular protein transport; synaptic vesicle fusion to presynaptic active zone membrane; exocytosis. NCBI's taxonomy places the organism in Eukaryota, Metazoa, Chordata, Actinopteri, Pomacentridae. Bases 132 to 992 code for a protein of 286 amino acids. Gene Ontology annotation, cellular component: plasma membrane; SNARE complex; endomembrane system. The record is from RefSeq and is a predicted model, not a curated record. Gene Ontology annotation, molecular function: SNAP receptor activity; SNARE binding. The transcript is spliced from 2 exons.